Molecule: messenger RNA, 2751 nt
Organism: Suillus fuscotomentosus
Lineage: Eukaryota; Fungi; Basidiomycota; Agaricomycetes; Boletales; Suillaceae
Exons: 11
Coding region: 1-2751 (916 amino acids)
Source: RefSeq, a predicted model, not a curated record
AUGCCCGAUAACAUUCCACGGAGUCAACUACGCCGUCACGACCAUAGUUCGCUCCAACUACCAUGUAGAAGUUGUCCAAGGUGGUUCAAAACUAUCGCCGGGCGAACAAAACAUCGCAUUUCAGCACAUCCCAUCCCGCCAGUACUACCUCAGGACAACCACAAACGCUCUCCGGAACCCAUCAUACCAGAGUCCCGUCUGCCAAGCCCACAGCCUCAUGUCGACCACAAUAUCGACAUGGAUGUGGAUGAAGGAUAUGCCGACUUGGAGCACCAACAUCAACCAUCGCCUCAACCAAACAUUGAUAUGGAAUUUGUUGAGCCUGGGGAUCACCUGUAUCAAAACUAUCAUACAGGUCUCAAUGCCAGACCAUGCAACAUGGAUGGUAUAUUCCUCCUCCCUGGCACUCAGCCCCCACCUUUGGAGAACGUAGCAACUGGCGACUGGACACCCUUUUGCAAUCGUACAGAAUUCGAAAUGGCAGAGUUCCUGUAUACACAAAAUCAGAUGCCGGCAGGUCAAAUCAACCGGUUGCUGGAUUUAUGGGCGUCUACCCUUGCGAAACAUGGUGACAAGCCGCCAUUCGCAGAUCAUCGUGAUCUGUACAACAUCAUCGAUAAUUCACCAUUUGGGGACGUGAAUUGGCAAAAUUUUACAGUAACUUACGAUGGUGAGAGACCUGAAGAUGGUACCAAGCCGUGGAUGGAUGACAAAUACGAAGUCUGGUUUCGUGACCCACAUGAAGUCGUGCGCAAUAUGCUUGCAAAUCCAACAUAUGCCAGUGAAGUAGACUACUGCCCCUAUCGAGAAUAUUCAACCGAGGGCGACAAGCGCCAGUGGAAGGAUUUUAUGUCUGGUGACUGGGCAUGGGAUCAGGCAGAUGAAAUAGCUAAGGACCCGAGCAUGCUCGGCUCUACAUUUGUCCCUGUCAUCCUUGGCAGUGACAAAAUGACAGUUUCAGUCGGGACAGGUAAUAAUGAGUAUUAUCCGCUAUACGCCUCAAUUGGGAACAUUCGCAACAAUGUUCAACGAGCCCAUCGUGAUGGAGUAGCAGUCAUUGGCUUCCUUGCUAUGCCGAAAACUACAAAGGAACAUGCUACCGAGGCAGUGUUCCGAAAAUUCCGUCGACAGCUGUUCCAUUCGUCACUCUCCAAGAUUCUCAACACGCUGAAACCAGGCAUGACAACCCCCGAAGUCACUCGUUUUGGAGACGGUCACUACCGUCGGGUUAUAUACGGACUAGGGCCAUACAUAGCAGAUUAUGAGGAGCAAGCGCUGUUAGCAUGUAUCGUGCGUGGUUGGUGCCCUAAAUGUAUGGCAUCUCGUGAGGAUCUCGACGAAGAUGUGUUACGUCGUUGUCGCGAAUACACAGAAGCACUCGUUCAAGAAGGUUCCUUAGGUGACCUGUGGGAUGACUUUGGAAUAGUUGGGGAACUUGUAGCAUUUACGAAUGACUUCCCCAGAGCUGACAUCCAUCAGAUGAUCUCACCGGAUAUUCUCCAUCAACUCGUCAAAGGAGCAUUCAAGGACCACCUCGUCGAAUGGGUCGAGAAAUACCUCAGACACACGCAUACGAAACGAAAGGCGGAUCAAAUUAUGGAUGAUAUUGAUUGCAGAAUUGCCGCUGUCGCCUCAUUUUCAGGCUUGAGACGAUUUCCUCAGGGACGUGGCUUCAAGCAAUGGACAGGAGAUGAUUCGAAGGCCCUGAUGAAGGUCUACUUGCCUGCCAUCGAGGGUCAUGUACCCGUAGAUGUCGUGCGCACCUUUCGUGCACUUCUCGAAUUUUGUUACCUAGUCCGUCGUAACAUAAUCACAGAAGACACUCUAGUCGAAAUCGAAGACGCUCUCUCACGCUUUCACCAUUACCGUAACAUCUUCAGGACGACAGGAGUGGUUCCUACCUUUUCCCUACCUCCACGAGCUGACUUCACACGUCGGGGAAUGUUAACUGGUACUUGCCUCUCAGUAACUAUGGAUGCCUUGGCACCAGCACCAGCACCUCUGCUGAUCGGCAUCGAUGAGGACCUGGAAAUUGAUGAUGGUCCGACAGUUCUACAAGCUUAUGUCCAGCUGGCGAAAACACGCCAGGGCAAAAAACGUGCUCAAACUAUUCCUGCACUUGCCGAAGAACUCAAUAUUCCUAGUCUACCUGACCUCCUCAGACGCUUCUUAUUCCAACAGUUGCAUCCUAAAGAUCCUCGCGACCCAUCUAAUAUACCCCUCGCCGAAUGUCCCCUCUAUCUUAGCAAAAUCUCGGUCUUCAAUUCCGCAUCAUCACGAUUCUAUGCGCCGAGUGAUUUGAGCGGGAUCGGUGGUAUGCGUGUUGAACACAUUCGUUCUUGCCCCAUCUGGCGGAACGAGUACCAGCGCCAUGACUGUGUUUUCAUCAACACAGACUCCAGUUUGCCUGGCAUGCAAGGCCUCGAAGUCGCCCGUGUUCGUGCAUUUUUCUCAUUCAGGUACCAGGGCAGGUUAUAUCCCUGCACUCUAAUAAGCUGGUUCGACAAAGUUGGUGACGCCCCAGAUGAAGAUACAGGAAUGUGGAUAGUUCGUCCUGGAUUUGGAGCAGACAGUGCUCCAGGGUACGCGGUCAUUCAUAUUGACUCUAUUUAUCGUGCUGCACAUCUUAUUCCCAUGUAUGGCGUGCAAUUUGUGCCCUGGGAGCUCAAAUUUUAUCAUUCAUAUGACGCAUUUCAAGCCUACUAUGUGAACAAAUACACUGAUCACCAUGCAUUCGAGAUUGCAUUUUGA